This is a messenger RNA of Staurois parvus, 933 nucleotides long. The record is from the annotation of a GenBank genome assembly. Lineage: Eukaryota; Metazoa; Chordata; Amphibia; Anura; Ranidae.
AUGAUCCGGUACAGCAUCACAGGUGUUGGAGCUGAUCAGCCACCUAUGGAAAUUUUCAGUAUAGACCCCAUCUCUGGCCGUAUGUAUGUAACAAGACCGCUGGACAGAGAAGAGAGAUCAUCGUACCAUCUCAGGGCACACGCUGUGGAUAUGAAUGGGAACAAGGUGGAAAAUCCCAUCGAUCUCUCCAUCUACGUCAUCGACAUGAAUGACAACCGGCCGGAAUUCUCCAGCUUAGUGUUCAAUGGCUCAGUGGAUGAAGCUUCCAAGCCAGGUACCUAUGUGAUGACAGUGACCGCACACGAUGCUGAUGACAUCAACACGUCAAACGGGAUCGUCAUGUACCGCAUCAUGGCGCAGAGUCCGCAAAGCCCAUCCCAGGAUAUGUUUGUGAUCCACAGCGAAACAGGAGUCAUUAAUACAGUGGCGGCGGGUCUGGACAGAGAGAAAGUCCAGCAGUACACCGUUGUCAUCCAAGCCACAGAUAUGGAGGGGAACUUAAACCACGGAUUAUCCAACACAGCCACAGCCAUCAUAACUGUUGCAGAUGUCAAUGACAACCCACCAGAAUUUACUUCUAAAAUGUUCACUGGUGAGGUUCCAGAAAAUCGAAUCGAAGUUGUUGUGGCCAACCUGACUGUGGUAGAUCGAGAUCAGCCAUAUACACCCAACUGGAACGCCAUAUACAAAAUCAUUAGUGGUGAUCCUGCUGGCCACUUUACUGUCAAAACUGAUCCCAUCACCAAUGAGGGCAUCGUCACUGUGGUGAAGCCAGUGGACUAUGAGAUGAACAAAGCCUUUUUACUAAACAUCAUGGUGACAAAUCAAGCACCUCUGGCCAGCGGGAUCCAGAUGUCCCUACAAUCCACAUCUGCGGUGACCAUCUCCAUAGUGGAUGUAAAUGAAGCCCCUUACUUUCCCAACCGAAAUUGA